Molecule: messenger RNA, 8265 nt
Organism: Prinia subflava (tawny-flanked prinia)
Lineage: Eukaryota; Metazoa; Chordata; Aves; Passeriformes; Cisticolidae
Gene: LRFN2
Product: leucine rich repeat and fibronectin type III domain containing 2
Exons: 2
Coding region: 1055-3346 (763 amino acids)
Cellular component (GO): postsynaptic density membrane; cell surface
Molecular function (GO): protein binding
Source: RefSeq, a predicted model, not a curated record
GGAAAACUGUGUGAGAGGUUGGAAAAAAGGGAGAUAAUGGUGCAAAGAGGAAUUGACAGGGUGCAAGGGAGGGACAUGAAGAUGGGCAAGAGCUUCACUGUCACUGCAACAGUAGGAGUUGCAGUGUGAGAGCAUGUAGCUGUCAAAAAGCUUUCCAGGGACUUAAGGUAGCACAGUCCUCCCCUGGAUCCCUUCUCUUUGGGGCUAGAUGCUGUCACCAUGGCUUGGUUGAGCACAGGGUGAAACCAGGUGGCAAUUACACAUGUGAUUUCUGCUUCUAAUGCUGUCCAUCAUUAAUUUUAUUAUGAGUGGGCAAGUGGCUUGCCCCAGAACUGGCCAGAUAAUUACAUGGUCAUUAUUAACCACAUUACUGAAGGGUAAAAAUGCAGUUAUUUUUAUCCAUAAAGUCAGCUGCUUCAACCCUAAAACUAAUUGCACAUUAUUAUGCAGCAGAAAGUAAUUAUUAUAGAUACUGAUUCUAGCUUCUACUCCCAAAGAAGCAGACACUAUUUCAAAUGAAAUCUUUCAGGAUUUUUAAUAAGCCUUGCAAUCUGUGGUGAAAGAAAGAAAGAAAGAAAGAAAGAAAGAAAGAAAGAAAGAAAGAAAGAAAGAAAGAAAGAAAGAAAGAAAGAAAGAAAGAAAGAAAGAAAGAAAGAAAGAAAGAAAGAAAGAAAGAAAGAAAGAAAGAAAGAAAGAAAGAAAGAAAGAAAGAAAGAAAGAAAGAAAGAAAGAAAGAAAGAAAGAAAGAAAGAAAGAAAGAAAGAAAGAAAGAAAGAAAGAAAGAAAGAAAGAAAGAAAGAAAGAAAGAAAGAAAGAGAAAGAGAGAAAGAAAGAGAGAAAGAAAAAGAUUUUAUCUUGUUUUUAUAAUGUUUUUUUAACACGUAACUAUCUCAUCCUGGAGAGCUGAUGCCUUUAGGUGUGACUCCUGAGAGGAGGCAUCUCUCUGGAGGUAGAUGUUAGGCAAGACAUAGGAAGAAAUGUAUUACAAUUAUUAAAUGAUAAUUGCUGAUGUUCUUUUUCACUCUUUUCUUCAGGUACAGUUGCGUGAUUUACAAUGGAAAAAUUGCUCUGCGGCAUCCUGGUGUUUGGAAUGGCUGUCACAGUCAAUGCUUGUCCCAAAUAUUGUGUCUGUCAGAACCUGUCUGAGUCACUGGGGACUUUGUGUCCUUCCAAGGGUCUCCUUUUUGUACCACUGGACAUAGAUCGAAGAACUGUUGAACUCCGUCUUGGGGGCAAUUUUAUUAUCAAUAUCAGCAGACAAGAUUUUGCCAAUAUGUCUGGACUUGUUGACCUUACUUUGUCCAGAAACACCAUUAGUUACAUACAGCCCUACUCUUUCACCGACUUGGAGAGUCUUCGGUCUUUGCAUCUGGACAGCAACAGGUUGCCUGAGAUUGAAGAGGAUACCUUAAGAGGUUUAAUUAACCUUCAGCAUUUGAUUUUAAACAACAACCAGCUAAGCAGCAUUUCUGAUGAAGCCUUUGAGGAUUUUUUACUGACAUUGGAAGACUUAGACCUUUCCUACAAUAACCUCCGAAGCAUUCCCUGGGAAUCUAUAAGAAAGAUGAUAAACUUGCACCAGCUCAGUUUAGAUCACAACCUAAUAGAUUAUAUAACAGAGGGGACAUUUGCAGAUCUUCAGAAAUUGGCCAGAUUAGAUCUAACAUCCAACAGACUGCAGAAGCUCCCUCCUGACCCUAUAUUUGCCAGAUCACAAGUAAUUCCAUUGGUUGUCACCCCGUUUUCACCACCUCUGUCCCUCAGCUUUGGGGGAAAUCCACUGCAUUGCAACUGUGAGCUACUGUGGUUGAGGCGGCUUGACAGGGACGACGAUAUGGAAACUUGUGCUUCUCCUCCAAGUCUAAAGGGAAGGUACUUCUGGUACGUACGGGAAGAGGAAUUUGUUUGUGAGCCUCCUCUUAUUACACAACAUACCCACAAGCUGCUGGUGUUGGAAGGGCAGACGGCCACGCUGAAGUGCAAAGCCAUUGGGGAUCCCACCCCCAUCAUCCACUGGGUGGCCCCCGACGACCGUCUGAUCGGGAACUCCUCGAGGACAGCCGUCUAUGACAACGGCACCUUAGACAUCCACAUCACCACCUCCAAGGACUACGGAACCUUCACGUGCAUAGCGGCCAACGCUGCAGGAGAGUCCACGGCAACGAUUGAACUCUCCAUUGUCCAGCUUCCCCAUCUCAGCAAUGGCACAGGCAAAGCGGCUCCGCCGAAAUCCAGGCUCUCGGACAUCACCAGCUCCACCAAGUCCAACCGCGGUGAGACAAAAGGCCCACCGGAAAGGGCUGUCCUGGUGUCAGAUGUGACCACUACCUCAGCUUUGGUCAAGUGGACAGUCAGCAAGUCGGCCCCCCGGGUAAAAAUGUAUCAGCUGCAGUAUAACUGCUCGGAUGAUGAAGUCCUGAUCUACAGGAUGAUACCAGCUACAAACAAGGCCUUUGUUGUAACCAACCUUGUUUCUGGAACAGGCUAUGACCUCUGUGUCCUGGCAAUGUGGGAUGACACGGCCACAACCCUUACUGCCACCAAUAUUGUGGGAUGCGCCCAGUUCUUCACCAAAGAAGACUACCCUCAGUGCCAGUCGAUGCACAGCCAGUUCCUGGGUGGGACCAUGAUCCUGAUCAUUGGAGGCAUCAUUGUGGCAACGCUGUUGGUGUUCAUUGUAAUUCUCAUGGUGCGCUACAAGGUCUGCAACAAUUCCCAGGGGAAGAUGUCUAAUGUCAGCAACGUCUACUCACAGACAAACGGAGCACAGCCAGUUCAGAAUGGAGUCUUGCCCCAAGUCAAUCCCAAAGUGGUGGUGAGGAAUGAACUUAUGGAGUUUAACUGUCAGUCAGCGCGGAGCAGCAUCUCCUCUUCCUCCAGCUCUGCAAAUAGCCGUGACUGUGACAACUACAGCCUCCAAAGUGAACAGGGCACAUUGUCCAGUAAAUGGAGGCCUCCUUCCCGGUCAAAACACAAUAUUGACCGGCUAAUGGGAGCUUUUGCCUCCCUGGAACUGAAAUGUCAGAAAAAGGAGGAAAUGACAGACUCCAGAACUUCCACGGUGGCCCGCCACUCGGACAAAGAGCCACUGCUGGGCCAGACAGAGUCCAAAUUGCGCAGCUUCCUCAUGUUGCCUCUGGAGGGCAAAACUAAACGUAGCCAUUCUUUUGACAUGGGGGACUUUGCCACAUCUCAGUGUUGCACCUACCCAAAAAAGAUAACAAACAUUUGGACAAAGAGGAGCCUCUCGGUCAACGGCAUGCUUUUGCAAUAUGAUGACAAUGACCUAACAGGGGCAAAAGGGACUUUCGGGAGCUCAGAGUGGGUAAUGGAAAGCACGGUGUAAAUAUCAGUGUCUCCCCCUCCUCUUCUCCCCUCAUGUGUUAUAAAGCGUGGUUUGCUUCAGGGCCACGCAAUUGGAAAGAGAGGGGAGGAAACAUUUUCUGUUGUACUGGCCAAAAAGAUAGGCAAGCAAGUAAGUUGCAGGAAUAGUAAAAGACAAAAGAGGGUCAUGAAAUGUGAAUAGGCACAUAUGGUACCAUUCCUGUCUGGCCCCAACUAAACCAUGCGUGAAUGUUUCAAGGAAUUUGCUAGUUGUAUUUAGCAUUGCUUUCCAAAAGUUACUCAGACUCUUGGUGAACCUUCACAGAAGAUUAAACAAGGACGAUUAAAAGGGAUUUAACAGCAGAAAUUUCAUUUUACAGGGUUUCUUUCUUCUUUCUUUCUUUCUUUCUUUCUUUCUUUCUUUCUUUCUUUCUUUCUUUCUUUCUUUCUUUCUUUCUUUCUUUCUUUCUUUCUUUCUUUCUUUCUUUCUUUCUUUCUUUCUUUCUUUCUUUCUUUCUUUCUUUCUUUCUUUCUUUCUUUCUUUCUUUCUUUCUUUCUUUCUUUCUUUCUUUCUUUCUUUCUUUCUUUCUUUCUUUCUUUCUUUCUUUCUUUCUUUCUUUCUUUCUUUCUUUCUUUCUUUCUUUCUUUCUUUCUUUUCUUUCUUUCUUUCUUUCUCUCUCUCUCUCUCUCUCUCUCUCUCUUUCUCUUUCUUUUUUUCUUUUUCUUUUUCUUUCUCUCUCUCUUUCUCUCUUUCUUUCUUUCUCUCUCUCUGUCUUUCUCUCUCUCUUUCUUUCUUUUGGCAUCUUUUUUUCUUUUUUUUUUAACCACAGAAAUACUUCUGUUGAUAUGAUUGGUGCUAGGAUAUAUCUGGUUGUCAUUGCAAGGGAUUUUCUCAAAAGUGAAGGCAGGGCACCCACAGGGACAGAUCAGAGUAAAUUGUUCAGCAUAAUCUCAUGGUCUAAACUGUGACAUCUGGGCAAACAAUAUUUAUUGUUGAAUGGACUUUUGGUUGUAUUUAAUUAUUUCUGUUCUGUUUUGAUUUUUACUGUUUUUGAGUCGCUUUUUCCCCACAACACAAGAUAUGUUUCCAUGCAUAUUUUGUUUUUGUUUUCAGCCUCUCAAAUCCCCCAGAUGGGAAGGAGGAUAUGUACAAAGGUCAAAUAUCUGAUGUACUGUAUAACCCACUUCUAAUACCAUCAGUUUUUGUCCUAGGAAAAAUUAAAUCUAGGGACAAAUUAAAAAAAAAUCCUCUUUCUUUCAUCUCCUUCAUAACCUCUUCUAGUCAAUGGUCAAGGCAGAUUGCAGCAGAUAUUGAUAUGUGUAGGGAUGUUGUUAUCAAAGAUGGGGAAAAUGGUUAUGAGGAUACCCUAAUAAAGGAUAAAGAAAGGGAAAACAAAAGUAGCUCCUGGGAACUCUCCAUACGACGAAUAGCAGUGGCUUCUGGAAGAGGUCAUGCUUUCACUCCACUAAAAUGACAAAUUUGCACCCCACUGUGACAAAAGCUCCAUCUCUACAGUCACCAUGACAUGUCUUGAUUGUAUCAGUAACAUCAGGAAAAUUGAGUUUUUGUGUAUUUCAGGGGAUUAGUUAUGCUCCAAAUUAGCCACAGAAGCUGAGUUAAAUUUGGGUAUCUCAGACCAUGGUGUGUCCCAUGUAUCCCCUCCAUUACAUAUAGCCCUUCCCAGUCUGGUGCACUCCUACUCCCCUGUCUCUCACCCUCAGGAAGGUACUUAUAACAGGAGCUCUUCAGGGGUUGUAAACGGAUUCUCAAAUUGGUUUUCAGUGAGUAUUGUUGUGGUUGUAGAAAUACAUGUCCCAUCCAGCAGAAUUUAUUUUCCUUACCAAUUUUACUGCAAUUUCUAACAUUCUGCUGGCUACUGCAACUGUCCUGUCAUUUGUUUAUUUAUUUGUUUGAUCAACUGUUGGGAAUCAUUCUGAAAUUGCGCAUUGUUACUAUGAUUUUGUAGAAGAAGUGGAGAAAGUGUGCAAGGCACAGAGAAAAUAACACAUGAAAAACGCUAUGUAUAUUUUUUUUUAAGGUUCAGAGAUAUAUUGUGACAUGGCUGUGUACUUGAUCUUGUAUUUGUCAUGUUUCCUACUUGGAGUUUUAGAUAAUGACAUCCCUGUGAUCAGAAUAUUUUUUCUUUAUUUUCUUUCUCUCUCUUUUUUUUUUUUUUUUUUUUUUUUUUUUUUUUUUUUUUUGGCUACAAAAUGUACAGUAAAAAAACAUCCUUGGGGAAAAAAAAGUACCUGCUUUUCAUUUAUUUGUUAUUCCGUGGUCUGCUUUGAAACCUAAGAAGUAAUUGUUUUUAAAAUUGUCUUUAAUAUUUAGAUAUUUGGUUUUUCUUUCCCACAAACUGUCUUUGACUUCAAACAAUUUUAGGUAUAAAAUAGGAUUCAAGAACCUAUUUGGAAUGCAUAAGAAAAGAUCUUGUAAAAGGCAUUUCACCUCUUUUUCUGUUGUUGCAUUUCUAUAGGUCUAUAUUACUAGAGUACUCUGAACCCUGAUCUAAAAUCUACAGACAGAAGAGGUAGCAUUUUUAGACUUAGGACCUGACUCUCUGUAGGUUUUUGCUGAGAUUGUUGCUCACCAACAUUAUUAGAUGAUAAUCUCUCUCAAGAGAGAUUCAGUCAAACUUUGUUUGGAAUAUUUUUCAAACUCUCUGUUUUUUCUCACGCUUUCUGAGAAUGACACCUCCAGUGCCAGAAUCUACAUAAUCCAACUGUCCAGAUGGCAGUUCAUAUUAACCAUUGAUGACAUGGACAUUUAUGUUGCACUGAAAACCCUUAAAGAUGUUCAUGUAGCGAGUUAGUAAUUUUCUUUUCCUUGUUCCAGUGUGGUACAGUUGGACCUUUUUUAUUAUGUUGCUACUUCGCUCUGAACAUGACAUCUGGGUUGUUUUAAUUUAGACAUUGAGCUCAACUUCAAUAUUAGUAGCAUAUGCAGCCAUGAAUUUUCAAGUAUAUCACAUACUGUUUUCUCUCUUAAAGAGGAAUACUCUUGCACAUUCUCAUAUAAAAUUAUGGGAAGUAAGCCAACAGAUACCAUUUUAAAAUAAUGGAUAGUUGCCAAAGAACCAAGGUAAUAAAUUCCACACUCUAGCAGCUGCAUUUAUUACUGUUAAUCAUAAUAUUAAUUCAUUUAGCAUUAAUGAAUGAAGCUCAACCCACAUCAGCUGAUUUGCAAAUACUGAGCAAAAUUAAACAGGUGCAGAGCGACAGUCUUUGGUGCCCACACUACUUGAGAGGAAGAGGAUUCAGGGUCUCAGAGGUGAGGCAGGGAGCCUCAUGUUGGCCAGCCCUCAGAGAGGGCUCAACUGCUUAUGGGUUGUGAUCAUCCUUUAGGUGCCACCAGUCACUGCCUUACUUCCACUACCAACAAAGCAGGCUUUUGGAAUUAUCCUGUGGCUUCCUCUUUUCCCCUCUGAGAGCUGCUGAAGGCAGCUCUGUAGUUUGGGUUGCAUCCUGUAUCCAUUCCCUUGUUGUCAAGGUGCAAUUAAGGCCCCAGGGUUCUCUGCACACAAUCUCUACCUUGCCUCUUUUUUCCUGUGUGUCCCUCACUCAGCAUCUCUGGAUUUGAUUAUCCUUCUGUAGUGCUGCUAUGUGGUAGGGAUUCCUUCUUGCCUCGCUUCUGAGCCCAGCUGCACAUCAGUGGUUCAUGAAAUGAUACAAAGACGCCCACUUGUUGCAAUAAACAUUUUCGCUCAUCAUUUAGGAGCUGAGAUAGCUCUGAUGGCCUAGUCCUCUCAUCUCAGCAGAGAGAAUGUCUACACCAAGAAGUUUAUAUGGUGUCUCACAAGUUAAUAUGGGGUAGCCUGAUGUGCAGCUAUACCAGCCAUGUUUUAGGUGAAAAGGUAAGGUAGUGCAGAUAGUAAGGAGAACAACAGAGAUCAACAGGAGCCUUUAGAUAAGAGAAGUCUGAGAAAUUAAGAGUGCUAGAUAAUUUAAAGUGAAGCCUAUGGAAAUAAUUAAAGACAUCUGCAUAUGUAACUCCUGUAAGUUAAUAUUUUGAUGUGUUUUAUAAUAGUGGAACUAGCUUUUUUCCCUAAAAAUGUAUGUCAUUGGCUUGAAAGAAGAAGAUCUGAUUGUCCUGUUACAUUCCACACAGCUAGUCCUGCUAAAAAUCGAACCCAAAUCCCCAGAAUAUCAUCCUGGAGAAUAUUAAACAAGAUGACGAAAUGGAAAUUUCUGAAAAUAGUGAUUAUGUGGAUUUCAUUUGAUGUCUGCUAAGAACCAAGUGGUUGUAUGAAAUGAAAAUAACAGUGUGUGUGUGUGUGUGUGACUGUGUGCCUAUGUAUGUACAUAUGCAUAGGAAAGAAGACCAGACUACUUCCUUACAUUUAUAUCCUUACAGAUUCAUGAAUUGGAAGAUAUUUCUGGUUUCAAAUUUUCUUUCUGAGUUUGCCAGCUCUAGCAAACGGCAAACUUUCCCACUUUCCUUAGAGGAAGAAAACACAUGUGAUAUGUCUCCAAACUACACACUGCACUUGGUUAUAACUGGGAUUAAUUCACUUGUAAAGCAAUGCUUUACAAAUACUCAAAGAAAUGAGAAUUAUCUCUUCCCGGAAUGAUGUGAGAUUGAAAAGGUGGUAGAUUUUCUUUUGCCAAAAUUGUUUAUAUUCCAAAUCAUGGGAGUGAUCUGCUCUGCAAGAGAAGAAAAUAAUAUUCCAAAUGCCUGCUUGUUUCAUUUCUCACUCCUCAGCCAGCAAAGAGUUGCAAAGACAGAUGACCAAAGACAAUCCUUGGAGGUUUCUGAAAUAGUGCGAUAAAUGCAGCAACUUUAAUACAGCAAAUUUAAGCACUUUCUAACCUGGAGGGCAAUGAAUAGCUAAGAAAACAUUUUAGUCUUUGAACAGCUUGAAUGUCACAUCUGCUUGCGAUGUUUUGCACCUAUUAACCCGCGGGUAACCCACAGUACACCAUAUGGUGCUCACAGCACAC